CUUACGCAUCAUUUUUGGGAAAUCAAUAAAGACAAAGAUUAAACUCAUCGACGUUUUACUCAAUUUGGCAGCAGUAUUUGUCUGACUAAAGAUGGAACUGCAAGAUAUGACGUAUAGCAAAGAUGAAUAUAUUGAAACAGCAUCUGGGAACAAAGUUAGUCGUCAGUCAGUCUUGUGUGGUAGUCAGAAUAUUGUACUUAAUGGCAAAACCAUAAUUAUGUCUGAUUGCAUAAUUCGUGGUGACCUUGCAAAUGUAAGGAUUGGUAGAAACUGUGUGAUAAGUAAAAGAUCAGUGAUCAGACCACCAUUUAAAAAGUUCAGUAAAGGAGUUGCUUUCUUUCCACUUCACAUUGGUGAUAAUGUACUAAUUGAAGAAGAUUGUGUUGUCAAUGCAGCACAAGUUGGAUCCUAUGUCCAUAUUGGUAAAAAUUGUGUUAUUGGACGUCGUUCUAUUCUUAAAGAUUGUUGUGCCAUUGCUGAUAACACAGUAUUACCUCCAGAAACUGUUGUACCACCAUUUACUCUAUAUGGUGGUUCUCCUGGUACAUACACCAGCAUGUUACCUGAAUCUAUGCAAGAUAUUAUGAGUGAUAUCACCAAAAGUUACUACCAACAUUUUGUUCCAGUUAAACCUAAUUAAGAAUUAGAAGCACUGUAAUGUUGUAAAAUGUAACUCUAAUUAGAAAAAAUGUAUCUGGCAGUAA
Dendronephthya gigantea is the source of this 704-nucleotide messenger RNA. RefSeq names its product dynactin subunit 5-like. The coding region runs from base 92 to 640 and encodes 182 amino acids. The record is from RefSeq and is a predicted model, not a curated record. Lineage: Eukaryota; Metazoa; Cnidaria; Anthozoa; Malacalcyonacea; Nephtheidae. The transcript is spliced from 2 exons.